GCAGCUCAAACAAUGUGGAUGGAUGGGAAUUUUGCACUAGGCGCAAGCUAUAUUAGCUUAUGACAUGGUUCUUUUUCCCGGAGUUCCAUUCGGAGAUUACAAUUUUGUCCAAGAUUGGUUACUGCGAAGAACAGUCGGAAAUGAUCCUUGUAUACGAGUAUAUGGAAAAGGGACCGUUAAGGAAUCACUUAUACGGGUCGAAUCUACCUCCAUUAUCAUGGAAACAGAGGCUUGAAAUAUGCAUUAGAGCCGCACGUGGGCUUCAUUAUCUUCACACGGGUUCAGCACAAGGUAUGAUUCAUAGAGACAUAAAGUUCACAAAUAUAUUACUUGACGAAAGUAACCUCGCGAAGGUGGCGGACUUCGGACUCUCGAGGUCGGGCCCGUGUUUAAGUGAGACUCAUGUUAGCACAGGCGUGAAGGGUAGUUUUGGGUACUUGGAUUCUUUUUCCCGGAGUUCCAUUCGGAGAUUACAAUUUUGUCCAAGAUUGGUUACUGCGAAGAACAGUCGGAAAUGAUCCUUGUAUACGAGUAUAUGGAAAAGGGACCGUUAAGGAAUCACUUAUACGGGUCGAAUCUACCUCCAUUAUCAUGGAAACAGAGGCUUGAAAUAUGCAUUAGAGCCGCACGUGGGCUUCAUUAUCUUCACACGGGUUCAGCACAAGGUAUGAUUCAUAGAGACAUAAAGUCCACAAAUAUAUUACUUGACGAAAGUAACCUCGCGAAGGUGGCGGACUUCGGACUCUCGAGGUCGGGCCCGUGUUUAAGUGAGACUCAUGUUAGCACAGGCGUGAAGGGUAGUUUUGGGUACUUGGAUCUUGAAUACUUUCGGAGGCAACAACUUACUGAUAAAUCAGACGUUUCUUCGUUUGGGGUUGUGCUCUUUGAAAUACUCUGUGCUCGGCCUGCUGUUGACCCGAUGCUGGGCCGAGAAGAGGUCAAUUUAGGCGAGUGGGCAAUUCAUUGGAAGAGGAAAGGGUUGCUUAAAAAGAUUGUGAACCCGCGUAUUUCUGACCAGAUAAAACUGGCGUCUUUGAAAAAGUAUGCGGACAUGGCUGAGAAAUGUUUGGUGGAUUACGGUGUCGAUAGACCAACUAUGGGCGAUGUAUUAUGGAACAUAGAAUAUGCACUUCAGAUUCAAGAAACCGAAAGUGUGGAUUCAGCGAGAACGGGUCACACAGGUGCACCAGAAAUUGUAUCCGGUGAUGGAUCGAGCAAUGUUGAUGGUUCACUUUCGGGCUCAAAAACAAAUAUUGUUAACGGGACUUCACAUAGUAAACAAAUAAAUUGUAGAUAGGAGAUUUGGAUAGUUGGCAUAUUAUUUAAGGUCUAACCAGCUAUCCUCUUUGUUUUAUAUUUAGUGUUUUUUUAAACAACAUUAAUAGCAUGAGUCGUUAA
Helianthus annuus (common sunflower) is the source of this 1398-nucleotide messenger RNA. Its product is annotated as probable receptor-like protein kinase At5g24010. Bases 515 to 1297 code for a protein of 260 amino acids. The record is from RefSeq and is a predicted model, not a curated record. NCBI's taxonomy places the organism in Eukaryota, Viridiplantae, Streptophyta, Magnoliopsida, Asterales, Asteraceae. Gene Ontology annotation, biological process: protein autophosphorylation. The transcript has a single exon. Gene Ontology annotation, cellular component: plasma membrane; plasmodesma. Gene Ontology annotation, molecular function: transmembrane receptor protein tyrosine kinase activity; ATP binding.